This is a messenger RNA of Parnassius apollo (apollo), 564 nucleotides long. Lineage: Eukaryota; Metazoa; Arthropoda; Insecta; Lepidoptera; Papilionidae. The record is from the annotation of a GenBank genome assembly.
AUGAGAAGAGAGGUGUGUCAGAAAAAAAUUGAGCUUUUGGAAAAGAGAUCACGAGCUACAGCUGUAGAAAUACGAAACACGCCAAGAAUUUAUCAGCAGAAUAAUAGACCAGAGUCCAAAACUGAUUUAUGCGAUAUUGUCAAGAUCUUGGCGAAGGCAGUGAACUGCAGUCUUCAAGAAUCAGAUAUAAGGGAUGUUUAUCGCAUACUCUCCAAACAUGAAACGUCUCGUCCUAUUAUUUUGGACUUAAACAGCGUCAUAAAAAAAGAAGCCCUAUUAAAUGCUAUAAAAGAAUUUAAUCGUAAUAAGGGAAAAGGAGAAAAGCUUAAUACAAGUCACCUAAAUUUACCGGGUACUAGUAAGCCAAUAUAUGUUUCUGAGGCAUUAACACACAAAACGCAGAAAUUAUUUUUUGUUGCCCGCGAAUUUGCCAAGGAAUAUAAUUUCACGUACUGUUGGACCUCGAGGGGCGUUAUCUAUCUGCGUAAGGACGAGAAACAACCUUAUGUACGGGUGGACCAUGAGAAGGAACUUCAGAGUCUCAAAAACUCAAUAUCUAAGUAA